This is a messenger RNA of Drosophila suzukii, 1571 nucleotides long. The record is from RefSeq and is a predicted model, not a curated record. Lineage: Eukaryota; Metazoa; Arthropoda; Insecta; Diptera; Drosophilidae.
ACGUUUUCAGUCUGUGAGUAACUGCGUGACCUGCACGACGAUCGAGGAGCGAUCUUUGGCUCUUCUGCUUGAGCGAUUGAAAGACGUGAAAAGUGUGGAUCAAUCAAAAGAAAAACUGGGAAAGUGUGUGAAGAAAAUUAAUAAAAGAACAUUACAAGAUGGUGACAUGAAUACUUGAGUCAGGAUCACUCAGUGAUCAUGGCUGUUUGCAAAGAGAUAAGGAAGAAAUGUAUUCGAUUGGCUGGCACUUAGUUAUGGAUUGCGAAGGCGGCGGCAGCGGCGCAGAAGCAGAAGCACCAGGAGUCGGAGGUUCCAAGUUGCCAAUGGCCAGUGGCCAAGUGGCCAAGUAUCCAAGUAUCCGAGUCGCCAGAAGUUGCCGACUCACAAUGUGUGUGCGCAAAGGCUUUAAGAAAUGCCGAAUUCCAGAAGCUGCAGUACAAUCAGUUGAAUUAAAAAACGAGCGCACAGACAGUGGACGACGGCUGGAUGGGAUUCGGAUUCGGAUUGGGGAUGGGGUUUCUGGGGGCUCUGGAGGAUCGCCGGCGAUAUCAUCGCGUGGUGAGCCCGCGCUCACUAGGAAAUUAAGAGGACAUUGUGGCGGCAUGCGGUUAGAACUCGCUGCGGCGGCUUAAACACAAAAUCCGCAGAGGAGAUUCCUUGGGUUCCUGCGUUGUUGGUGGCUUUUGGACAGCUGGACGCUGGCUGACAGAGGUCGCCCUCGUACGUAAUCGACGAGCAUUGCAAAUGCUUUUGUCCUCCGCCUGCGUCUUGUGCUGCGCACGUGGCCAUGUUGCAGCCGCAGCAGCAGCAGCAGCAGCAACUUGCAACAGCAGCAACAUCAGCAGCAGCAGCAGCAACAGCCAAACAGCAAAUCAUUGAAAUGUCGUUAGAGGCUCGAGCGGCACGCAGCUUCGAUAGUCAGCGAAACCGCAAAAUGCUUUUAAUUUCUCAAACUGAUAUGCACCCGUGCUCCCACUGGCGUGGAGGAAAAGCUGGGCCAGAGGUUCAGUUUGGCUUGUUUCUUUUAGAUUUUGCCUGCUGGUAAAGACCAAUGAUGAGGUAUUAAGAGGGUAGGGAUCAGAACAUUUGUUUUGAUCAGAAAACUUGACAAACUCAACUAUGAACUCAAGGAUUUCCUUAGGGAACUGAAAUUUUACUGCUUUAUCAGGAAGUAACAAGUUUGAAGAAGAGUAUCCCAUAAAAAGAAUUGAGUUUUUAAGUGAAAUGUAUAAGUUUAUGUUAGGAACCAUAGCUGAAUCGCCCAUUAAAGUCUAGUCAAAUCAGACCAUUUUAAAGAAAAUAUAUGAAGUUGUCUGGAGAAAAUGAAAAUAUUUAGAUUGGAGUAAGUUGACAAUAAAAUAAUCCAUGUAUUCUCAAUCCAUAAGUUUAAAGACAAGAAAAUGAUCAAUAAGAAUUUAUAAGAGUUGUAAGUAAAAUGUGUUCCAAAAAACUUCUGUCAAUUCCGAUAAUAUAAUAUUAUAAUAAUAUCUCCUAAGUCAUGUCAACACUAGGAAACGCAAAUUAAAUUUUGAAAUAAAUACGAAAUCAUAAAAGCCAACAAACUUGCACCU